AUGUCUGGCUCCUCCAGCAUCACCGCUAGGAAGAAAGUGGUUCAACAGCUCCGGCUGGAGGCUGGGCCCAACCCGGUUUCCCAGGCAGCUGCAGAUCUGAAACAAUUCUGUCUGCAGAAUGCUCAACAUGACCCCCUGCUGACUGGAGUAUCUUCAAGUACCAACCCCUUCAGACCCCAGAAAGUUUGCUCCUUUUUGUAGUAAAAGGAAUUUUGAAGGUGUUCUAAACCACUUUUCUUGAACCAGUGAAUAUUCAAAGAGAGCUAAAUCUGAAGCCUGUAUGAAAAGCUUAUCCUAUGAUAUGUGCCACACUAUACAAACUUCUGCU
Molecule: messenger RNA, 328 nt
Organism: Myotis daubentonii (Daubenton's bat)
Lineage: Eukaryota; Metazoa; Chordata; Mammalia; Chiroptera; Vespertilionidae
Product: guanine nucleotide-binding protein G(I)/G(S)/G(O) subunit gamma-5-like
Exons: 1
Coding region: 1-201 (66 amino acids)
Source: RefSeq, a predicted model, not a curated record